Molecule: messenger RNA, 3046 nt
Organism: Benincasa hispida (wax gourd)
Lineage: Eukaryota; Viridiplantae; Streptophyta; Magnoliopsida; Cucurbitales; Cucurbitaceae
Gene: COI1
Product: RNI-like superfamily protein
Source: RefSeq, a predicted model, not a curated record
UCUUUUUUCUUUUUUUUUUCUUCCCUUUCUUCUUCUUCUUUUCUUUUUUCUUUUUUCUUUUUUUUUUUGAGGCGCAUAUUAGUUAAGUCUUCGUGUUUUAGCUUCUAGGUCUGAUCCAAUCCCCACUCCACAAAAAUUCUCCAAUUCUCGCCGUCGUCGUCGUCGUCGUCAUCGUCGAUGCUUCCUCCCGUCGAUCUCCGCCGUCCCUUCUUUCUUCUACUUCCUUCUUCCCCGCCCUCUCUCUCUCCUCUCUCAGUUCAUACCCUACGCCGCCUCCUACCGCCUCCAUGAUCCGUCGCUUCCCGAUUGCUUGCUCCGGUGAUUCCUCUUCGAUCCGAUUAUUACUCUUCUCCUUCCGUACUCAACUUCUCCGAUUUCUUCAAUUAUCCCUCCUGGAUCGUGUUCGUUGCACAGCUUGAUUCUCCCGAGGAGUUUUCUAGAUUGAUUUAGUUCUUAACGGAUUUUCAACUGUUUUCUAGAUUUAUUUUACACGUAGCUUUCUUCUUUUCUAUUUUUUUUUUUUUUUUAGGGGGGGGGGGGGGGUGGUUGAGAGAGAGAGAGAGGAGGGGAUUUUAUUGUGUAUGUUGGAGAAGAGUUAUUUAUCCGACUGACUUCUGUAAGAAUUGAAGUUUGAAACGGAUCUUGAAUUUAACUGAGAAACUCAGAGUUUUCUUUUGGAUUUGUGAUUCGAUUUGGAGUUGAAGAAACUGAAGACUGUUUCUUUGAGUUUAAUCGAAGUUAUGGAUGAACGGGACACUAGUAGGAUAAAUAUGGGGAUGUCAGAUGUGAUUCUUGGCUGUGUAAUGCCCUAUAUUCACGACCCGAAAGAUCGUGACGCUGUUUCUCAAGUUUGCCGGAGAUGGUACGAGCUUGAUGCGCUUACACGUAAGCAUGUUACUAUAGCUCUUUGCUACACCACCACACCGGAACGGCUACGGCGACGGUUUAUUCAUCUCGAAUCGUUGAAAUUGAAGGGUAAACCUAGAGCUGCGAUGUUUAAUUUGAUACCUGAGGAUUGGGGAGGAUAUGUAACUCCUUGGGUAAGGGAGAUUGCUGAUUCUUUCAAUUGCUUGAGGUCUCUUCACUUCCGGCGGAUGAUUGUUGUAGAUUCGGAUCUGGAGCUUCUUGCUUGUGCACGAGGACGUGUUCUUCUAUCGCUUAAACUCGAUAAAUGCUCUGGAUUCUCCACUGAUGGAUUGUUCCAUAUCGGACGCUCUUGCAGGAAUUUAAAAACAUUGUUUUUGGAAGAGAGCUCAAUUGUCGAGAAAGAUGGGGAAUGGCUACAUGAACUUGCUAGGAACAACACAGUUCUUGAGACAUUAAAUUUUUACAUGACAGAUCUUACCCAAGUUAGAUUUGAAGAUCUUGAACUUAUAGCCAAAAACUGCCGUUCCUUAAUUUCUGUGAAAAUUAGUGAUUGUGAAAUCCUUCAUCUCGUGGGCUUCUUUCGCGCUGCUGGUGCUUUGGAGGAAUUUUGUGGAGGAUCCUUCAAUGAUGAAGCAGAGAAUUAUACUUCUGUAGCCUUGCCUCAGAAUCUCCGUAAUUUGGGACUUACAUAUAUGGGAAGGAAUGAAAUGCCGAUAGUUUUCCCUUUUGCAAACCUUCUCAAGAAGUUGGAUCUCUUGUAUGCUCUGCUUCAUACAGAAGACCAUUGUACUUUGAUUCAGAGAUGCCCCAACUUAGAAGUGCUUGAGACUCGAAAUGUGAUUGGAGAUAGAGGAUUAGAAGUACUUGCUCGUCAUUGCAAGAAACUGAAAAGGCUUAGAAUUGAGCGAGGAGCGGAUGAGCAGGGAUUGGAAGACGAGGAAGGUCUUGUUUCACAAAGAGGAUUGAUUGCUUUGGCACAGGGAUGUCUGGAACUGGAAUACUUAGCUGUAUAUGUAUCGGAUAUCACAAAUUCGUCUCUCGAGUGCAUCGGUACAUACUCGAAAAAUCUCUGCGAUUUUCGCCUCGUCCUGCUGGACCGAGAAGUGCGGAUAACGGAUUUGCCACUCGACAAUGGAGUUCAAGCUCUAUUGAGAGGGUGUUCUGAGAAACUGAAAAGAUUUGCUUUGUAUCUUCGGCCUGGUGGAUUAACAGACGUUGGUCUUGGUUAUAUAGGAAGGUACAGCCCAAAUGUAAGAUGGAUGCUUCUUGGUUAUGUGGGGGAAUCUGAUGAUGGGCUAUUGGAAUUCUCUCGCGGCUGCCCCAGCUUGCAGAAACUUGAGGUUAGAGGGUGUUGCUUUAGUGAACGAGCAUUAGCAAAAUCCGUAAUGCGAUUAACUUCCCUCAGGUACUUAUGGGUUCAAGGCUACAGAGGGUCAUCUUCAGGCCGUGAUCUUCUCGCAAUGGCUCGCCCGUUCUGGAACAUCGAAUUGAUUCCAUCGAGACGAGUCGUGGUGCCUGAUCAAGUCGGGGAGAUGGUGGUGGCUGAACACCCUGCUCAUAUACUAGCAUAUUACUCCCUAGCAGGACCAAGAACUGAUUUUCCAGACAGCGUUGUGCCGUUGGAUUCCUCAUCCUUGAUCCCUGCAUAGAGCUUAUGGGGAUGUACAUACAACAACAACAACAACAAGAACGAUGACAAGAACAACAACAACAAUCUCUCUCCUUUUGUUCUUGCACUUCUCCAUUUUGCCACGUUCCUGUUAAUAGAAUUCAAGGUUACAAAUUUGCGGUUAUGAUCAAUUGUGUUUCGAAAUGUCAUUUUGUUGUGGUGGUAUCAUAUAGACAAGACAGAAAGACAAAGACAGACAAAGAUGGUUUUAGUGUUGUAAUAAGGCUGUGUUGUUUUGUUCUUAAAAUCGUAUGAUGGAAAGGCAGUUUGAGUACUGUUUAUUUCAAUGACUUUCCUUUUCCUUUUGCCCAUUUCAAAGAAGAAGACCCUUAGCUUUCCAGGUUGGUAAUAGUGUAAUAUUAUUUCUUCCUUUCUGAGUCAAAUCCCACUCAGAGAAUUCUGGUCUUUUUUCUUUUUUCUCCUUCCUUUUUAUAGUUAGUUGGUGGGGUUAUUGGAGAAUGGUUUGUAUCAGUUGUGAAUAAAUGAAAGAGGUUUUACAUUCAACUUCUA